CUUUUCCAUCGUUUUCUGUCCUGAGAUUCGGAGGUUAGAAACAUGACUCGCAAACGCCGUAAUGGAGGACGGGCUAAGCACGGCCGUGGCCACGUUAAGGCUGUGAGAUGCACCAACUGCGCGCGUUGCGUGCCUAAGGACAAAGCUAUCAAAAAGUUCGUGAUCAGGAAUAUUGUCGAAGCGGCUGCCGUCAGGGAUAUCAACGAAGCUUCCGUAUAUGCAUCAUUCCAGCUGCCGAAGCUGUAUGCAAAGCUCCACUACUGCGUCUCCUGCGCCAUUCACAGCAAAGUUGUGCGCAACAGGUCUAAGAAGGACAGGAGGAUCCGUACACCACCCAAGAGCACCUUCCCCAGGGACAUGCAGCGCCCACAGAAUGUGCAAAGGAAGUGAAGUGAUUUACAAUAAAUUUUAAGAAAAUCCCAU
Spodoptera littoralis (African cotton leafworm) is the source of this 423-nucleotide messenger RNA. The record is from the annotation of a GenBank genome assembly. Lineage: Eukaryota; Metazoa; Arthropoda; Insecta; Lepidoptera; Noctuidae.